Heterostelium album PN500 is the source of this 1215-nucleotide messenger RNA. RefSeq lists its product as uncharacterized. Gene Ontology annotation, biological process: transmembrane transport. The record is from RefSeq and is a predicted model, not a curated record. The coding region runs from base 1 to 1215 and encodes 404 amino acids. Gene Ontology annotation, cellular component: membrane. The transcript has 3 exons. Lineage: Eukaryota; Evosea; Eumycetozoa; Acytosteliales; Acytosteliaceae. Gene Ontology annotation, molecular function: transmembrane transporter activity.
AUGUCAAAAACAAAAAACUAUGCAAAGAUUGAAAAUUCUAACCAGGAUGUGAAUUUUGUGAAUGACGAUGAAGACAACGAUUCUUUUCAAAGAACCAACAACAAGGAAAAUACACCUUUACUGAUAAAUAAUGAUAUCUCUAUCAAUUAUGCAUCGGCCGACCAUGAAAAUAAUUCGCCACCUGUAACGGGUGCCGACGGCAAAUUCAUUGUUUACAAAAGAAGAUGGUGGGUUCUCUUUAUGUUUACACUGCUAUCACUGAAUCAGUGUAAUUUCUGGAUUACUUUCUCCACGGUUGCAGUGCUCGCCAAACAAUAUUAUAAUACGGAUUUGGCGAGAAUCAAUUUCCUCACGGAACUUGGUCCGAUUCUAUAUGUACCGUUUUCCGUUGUGUUCUCGUGGUCGAUCAAUCGUUACGGAAUUCGUCCAAACAUUCUGAUUGCAUCGGCGUUGGUUGCGAUUGGUGGUGCCGUCCGGUCGGUUCCAGGAAUAUUCCCGCUGGUCAUCAUUGGCCAGUCGUUCAAUGCGAUUGCUGGACCGUUCAUGAUGACUGUUCCCACCAAGAUUUCCAACGUUUGGUUUCCGCCCGAGGAGAGAACCUUCUCGACUGCGAUCAGCACAGUUUCAAACUUUAGUGGCAGCGCUAUCGGUUUCCUACUGGCGUUGUUCGCCACUACCGACACGCACCUCAAAUACUUGUUGUAUGCCGAGGCGGUGUCGGGAGCACUCAUUUUCAUUGCCAUUCUCAUUUACUAUCCUGAGAAACCACCUACACCACCGAGUGCCACUGCACUCGAAGCGGAGCGAGCACAUCAAGCCAGCCACAUUGGACUGCUCGACAGUUGGAAACAACUCUUCAUUCAAUCCUAUAGAUUCUUGCGUAUUCCCUCUGCAUCCAUUCUCACAAUCGUGUCAUCAAUCACCUCGGGUUGCUAUGCCGGGUGGUCAGCAAUUCUCACAGAAAUCAUUGUCAAUGUAUAUACACCUUCACAAGGUGCAGUUGAGGUCUCUUUCCCUAUUCCAGAGGCAGUUGGAUCAUCUUUGAUCUCGAUUUUGAUCAAUGUUUUUACGUUUGUUUCGAUUGAAGUGGGUUCGUUGAUUCCACCACAAACACUCAAUUGGAUGCUAGUUGGUUGUUCUGCAGUCUCUGUGAUUCUUCUCUUGUUUGUAAAAGAAGAUUACAAGAGAUUAAAGAGCGAUGCAAAAGUUCAAUAA